Molecule: messenger RNA, 871 nt
Organism: Rhagoletis pomonella (apple maggot)
Lineage: Eukaryota; Metazoa; Arthropoda; Insecta; Diptera; Tephritidae
Gene: eEF1beta
Product: probable elongation factor 1-beta
Exons: 2
Coding region: 109-780 (223 amino acids)
Biological process (GO): translational elongation
Cellular component (GO): cytosol; eukaryotic translation elongation factor 1 complex
Molecular function (GO): translation elongation factor activity; guanyl-nucleotide exchange factor activity
Source: RefSeq, a predicted model, not a curated record
AAUUUGACAGCUGUUUGCCCUUUCCGGUUGUCAAAUUUCUCUCAGCUUGCAGCACAGUACGGCCGCUGGUGAUAUUUUCCAUUUAAAAUACUGAUAAAUUAUACAAAAAUGGCUUUCGGUGACGUCACAACCCCACAAGGUCUCAAGGAAUUGGAGAAAUUCCUCGCUGACAACAGCUAUAUUAGCGGAUAUUCACCCAGCAAAGCUGAUAUAUCAGUGUUCGAUGCUUUGGGUAAGGCACCAACUGGAAACUUCCCUCAUGUGCAGCGUUGGUAUCGUCACAUUGCCUCGUACGAGGCCAGUGAGCGUGCCGCUUGGGGCGGUUCUCCAUUGCCUCAAGCUGCCGGUGCUAAGCCCACAGUUGCUGCUGCACCAACUGCCGCUGCGGCUGAUGAUGACGAUGUAGAUCUCUUCGGCUCCGAUGAUGAAGAAGAAGACGCAGAAGCUGAACGCAUCCGUGAGGAACGUGUUGCUGCCUAUGCUGCUAAGAAAUCUAAGAAACCUGCGCUAAUUGCCAAGUCAUCAGUAUUGCUGGAUGUCAAACCAUGGGAUGAUGAGACCGACAUGAAGGAAUUAGAGAACAGCGUGCGCACCAUUGAGAUGGACGGCCUUUUGUGGGGUGCCUCCAAGCUGGUGCCUGUCGGCUAUGGUAUUAACAAGCUGCAGAUUAUGUGCGUCAUUGAGGACGACAAAGUGUCAAUCGAUUUGCUGACUGAACAGAUACAGGAAUUCGAAGACUUUGUUCAAUCCGUCGACAUUGCUGCCUUCAACAAGAUCUAAGCAUGUAGAUCAAUACCUCAUUAAAUUAAUUUCCGUUUUUUUUUUACUUUUGAACCAUAAAUAAAGUGAACAGCAAAGUAUAGCAAUUUAA